CUCGCGUCUCGCGCUGUGGAAGUUGUAGUGGAUGCACUGGCGCUCGCGCUAUUGAAAACGCGUCUGUGUGUUUUCCGUGGAUUUACAGAAGCCAGCAGAUCCACAGACAUGCUCGGGACUCACCUGUGAUACUUGUGUGUCCUUCGAGAUAGGAGGUGUUGCGCUGGACAGACUGACGUCUCCUGCAGGACAUCAUGUCGACGGCAGUUGCGGCGAUCGUGAAGGAGGGAUGGCUCCACAAAAGAGGUGAAUACAUAAAGACGUGGAGGCCACGGUAUUUUCUCUUGAAGAGUGACGGUACGUUCAUCGGUUAUAAGGAGCGGCCGCAGGACGUGGAUCAGCUGGAAACACCAUUAAAUAACUUCUCGGUGGCACAAUGUCAGCUGAUGAAGACAGAACGACCCAAAGCCAACACAUUCAUCAUUCGCUGCCUGCAGUGGACCACUGUCAUCGAACGCACCUUCCAUGUGGAGAGCCCCGAGGAACGGGCGGAAUGGACCAAAGCCAUCCAGGCUGUGGCCGACAGUCUGCACAAACAACAAGAAGAGGAGAUGAUGGACUCGUCUCCUGACCCCAUGGACAUGGAGAUGUAUUUGACCAAACCUCGAAACAAAGUGACUAUGGAUGAUUUUGAAUACCUCAAGCUCUUGGGUAAAGGCACGUUCGGAAAGGUGAUUCUGGUGAAGGAGAAAGCGACUGGAAAAUAUUAUGCCAUGAAGAUCCUCAAGAAAGAAGUGAUUGUAGCCAAAGAUGAAGUGGCUCACACACUCACUGAAAACCGUGUCCUUCAAAAUUCGAAACACCCCUUCUUGACGGGUCUGAAAUAUUCCUUCCAAACUCACGACCGCUUGUGUUUCGUCAUGGAAUACGCCAAUGGAGGAGAGCUUUUCUUCCACUUGUCACGAGAUCGUGUUUUCUCGGAGGACCGAGCGCGGUUCUAUGGGGCGGAGAUCGUAUCGGCGCUGGACUACCUGCAUUCAGAGAAGAACGUGGUCUACAGAGACCUGAAGCUGGAGAAUCUGAUGCUGGAUAAAGAUGGACACAUAAAGAUCACAGACUUCGGCUUGUGUAAAGAGGGGAUCACUGAUAAAGCAACCAUGAAGACCUUCUGUGGAACUCCAGAGUAUCUGGCACCUGAGGUGCUGGAAGACAACGAUUACGGCCGCGCGGUGGACUGGUGGGGUUUGGGCGUGGUGAUGUAUGAGAUGAUGUGCGGACGACUGCCCUUCUAUAACCAGGAUCACGAGCGCUUGUUUGAGCUCAUCCUCAUGGAAGACAUCCGCUUUCCUCGCACUCUCGCUCCGGAGGCCAAAUCUCUCCUGUCCGGCCUGCUCAAGAAAGACCCGAAGCAGCGGUUAGGUGGCGGCCCUGAAGACGCUAAAGAGAUUAUGCAGCACAAGUUCUUCACAGGAAUAGUGUGGCAGGACGUUUAUGAAAAGAAGUUGAUUCCUCCGUUUAAACCGCAGGUGACCUCAGAAACGGACACCAGAUAUUUUGAUGAAGAGUUCACAGGACAGACCAUCACCAUCACACCACCUGGAACAGGUAACAAUAUGGAGGCGUCUGACAGCGAGAGGAGACCACAUUUCCCACAAUUCUCUUACUCUGCUAGUGGAAUGGCCUGAAACAUUACAUCAUGUGCCUCUUGUACGCCUCCUUCAUCCCUCAUCAGACACUUUAGAUGGAAGUUGCUCAUUUCAAUGUAAAACCAAGAGCACAGAAACAGCUCAUAUACGCAGACUGAUUUACCGGUUUGUUUUUCACAUGUCAUUUGGUUCGACUUUCUGUGGCCUUAUGUGUUAUCAAUGUUCUUCUGAGGAUGUGAGAGGGAACACUAUAACAUUUCCAGUCUACCAAUCAAAAUCAUUAGUAGUAAUAUAGAUUGAAAAUGCAUUAUGUAUCGCUUCUUUUAUCUGCCAUGAUACCCUUCUGAAUAUUGAAAUGGAAUAGCUAAUUUAAUGCCAAAUCCCAUUUUUAUCCUUUUAUAAAACAACAUGUGAAUUGACUGAUUGAAGCCUAUCAAAUGUUGUGUAAAUGUGUAAUUGUAUGUUUCUGUACCCCUAAAGUACUUAUGGCCUAAAUGUCCCUUGCUUUAGUAAAUAUUUGCAUUGAAUGUGCAAUACUGUAUGAAAGGAAAUGUAGAUAAAUUAGUGUUGUAAUUAUUCACAUAAAUAAUGACUGAAUUCCCCCCAAAAACAACAACAAAAAUAACAACACAUCUGUCGGUCAGAUGUGUUGUAUCUUUCACCCAACGGUCAAGAUAAACAUUGAAACAUUUCCAUGUCCAAGAAAUAAUAGAAAGAAGUAUCGUUUCUUUUGUUGAAACAAUAAGAAGUUGAUUCUCUUUGUAUUUACUGUACUAUUUUUUGUAUUGUGGCAAAUACAAACCCUGUCACCCACACGUUGUAAUCAUAAUCAUUUAAAAAUCUGAUUCAAAACUAGGCAAAAUAAAUGAUUUAAUAUUA
Triplophysa dalaica is the source of this 2465-nucleotide messenger RNA. RefSeq names its product v-akt murine thymoma viral oncogene homolog 1 (gene akt1). Gene Ontology annotation, biological process: protein phosphorylation. Gene Ontology annotation, molecular function: ATP binding; protein serine/threonine kinase activity. The record is from RefSeq and is a predicted model, not a curated record. The transcript has 14 exons. Bases 195 to 1625 code for a protein of 476 amino acids. NCBI's taxonomy places the organism in Eukaryota, Metazoa, Chordata, Actinopteri, Cypriniformes, Nemacheilidae.